AGUACAGCAUACGAGUACCGGUACCGGUUUUUUACAAGAAUAAAACAGAUAGCAUACCCACAUCCGAAUCCUCCCCAAUCCCCAGCCUCACAACCUAAAAUGGCCUCCCAGACCCCGUGGCUCUCAAAAGCCCUAACCCCCGCAGAAAAAAUCCACUCCUUCUUCAACAACAUAGACCCAAACCCGGAAACCAAGAUCUACGACACCACGCUCCGACGCGACGAGCUAACUCUCCUCUCCGCUGCCUGCGCGCCCGCCGGCACAAGUACCUUCGAGUUUACGGUAGCGCCCUCGCACACGAACCGCAUGGGCAUCCUCCACGGCGGCUGCGCCGCGUUGAUAUUCGACGUUUGCACUACUACAGCGCUAUCGCCUAUUGCCCGGGAGGGCUUCUGGGACUACCUGUGAGUGCGAUCGUUGGGACCUGAGAGGGAGUAUGCGUAGGGGGCUAACGGGGUGGUAGUGGUAUAACCCGGAGCUUGAACAUCUCGUACUUUCGACCGGCGCCGGUGGGCACGGUGCUCCUUAUUCGCAGUGAGGUCGUCCAGGCUGGGAGGAGGCUGGCUACAAUUAAGGGGGUUAUCAGCAGGAAGGAUGAUGGGAAAGUUUGUUAUACGGCGGAGCAUUUGAAGGUUAACAUUCCCGUGCCCAGUUUGUAGAGUGCUUGGGAUGGUGAGGUUGCUUUUCGAUUAAUUUUCAAUGGUUCGGGAGGGAAUACCGAGAGGUAAGAUCUGAUAUGGAUCGAUGUGAUAUCAUAAGGAGAGAGAUUCUGUGGUCAAGUUUGGCAUGCCUUCCACUGUCGCUGCGCUCAAGAGACCGGUGGAAUACGGUAGGGCCUCAGUUUUCCUUGAGAGAAACUACCCCACCGUAAUUUAUCGCCAAUUAAGGGAUGAUACCUUCCAGAUCUCAUUGUUCCUGACGAGGGAGGACAAUCAUACGGUACAAAUGAGGAUGCCGGAACGGUAAGUUAGGGCUAGAAUUAGGUAGGCUCCGGAGCUUUUGCCACCAGCGUACUCUACUGCAUUACCUGUUUGUUUUUUUGCUUUUUUUCCGCCUACCGCUAGAAGGUUGAAUUAAACUGCGGCUGAGGUGAGCCUAUUUCAGCCAUGUUAGCAAGUAACAA
Messenger RNA from Tuber aestivum (summer truffle), 1123 nucleotides. NCBI's taxonomy places the organism in Eukaryota, Fungi, Ascomycota, Pezizomycetes, Pezizales, Tuberaceae. The record is from the annotation of a GenBank genome assembly.